GAACGUUACAUCCUGGCGAUGAAAUUCGAGAGUUAGAUGGAGAAAGUGUGGAGAAUAAAUCAAUCGAAUCCUUACAGUCUAUUUUGGUAAUCAUGCGCUUCGUCUUGCUUUUUUCUAAAACAUAUUCUAUAUAGCCGUGUUUACACUAAUGACUGACAUUUACCCAAGACUUAUCUGUAUGUGGAAAGUAUCUCACUGAGGCCUGACACAUAUAGCUACGGACCCGAAUAUUGCAAAUUGCACCAUUCUAUGUGCAUGCAAAAUGAAGUAAAAAUCAUCUCUUUCUCUGAAUACUGAUUUUACUGACUUGAAUUUUAACUAUAUUGUCAUUAGGGAUGCAUCAACCGGAUAGCGGUAUCCGAUAUCCAGUAAAAUCUAGACAUCCGAAUGUAUCCGGUAACAUUUAGUUUGUAUUUACCAGAUAGUACUGGAACUUUUAUUAGAACAAUGAAACGGGACUUAUUUCGGCUAUUAUGAUGUUUCUAAAUAUUUAAUUAACGAACUUUCUCUUAGCCUCAUUUUAUUAAUAGACAUCUUGUGUUUUUAAACCAAGAACAAUGCCUUAACAUCUAUUUAAUAACAACGACGUUUCGAAGUUUAGAUAAUACAAUAAACUCCGAAACAUUAAAUAAAUGUUAACCCUUGUUCUUGAUUGUUAAAAACACAGAAAGGCUGUUAUGAUGUUGUUAUUUUUAUGAAUUAAAUUUUCUAAAACUUCAUGGAGUCACCUUAAAUUAAACCUAGCGUUAUAGAAUGGACUAUAUGUCUUGUCUUUGAUAUUGUAUUUUUUUGUAUUGUUCUUCAAAUAUAGAAACAAGCUAGUGGCACUGUAACGUUUAAAAUCGUCCCAAGUUUCAGACACGAAAAUACAGAACGAGGGGUAAAUUUUAACUUGUUUUAUAACGUUGUAUAGUACAGUUUAUAAUCCCCAACAAAUAAAUGCACUUUUCAAAUAUUGCCAAGAUUUAUAAACUAUAGAAAGAUGUGAUAUCAUUGGUCCUCGAAACAUAGAUAGAAUUUGAGUCUUGUCAUUCCCAUCAUGCAACAUAUAUUUUCCUUGUUCGCAAUUGUUAUUUCGAAACAAUCCUUGGGAAUUUUGCAUACUACCCAUAUUAGAAAUCAUAAGGAAUUUUGCAUACUACCCAUAUUAGAAAUCAUAAGGAAUUUUGCAUAUUACCCAUAUUAGAAAUCAUAAGGAAUUUUGCAUACUACCCAUAUUAGAAAUCGUAAGGAAUUUUGCAUAUUACCCAUAUUAGAAAUCAUAAGGAGUUUUGCAUACUACCCAUAUUAGAAAUCAUAAGGAAUUUUGCAUACUACCCAUAUUAGAAAUCAUAAGGAAUUUUGCAUACUACCCAUAUUAGAAAUCAUAAGGAAUUUUGCAUAUUACCCAUAUUAGAAAUCAUAAGGAAUUUUGCAUACUACCCAUAUUAGAAAUCAUAAGGAAUUUUGCAUACUACACAUAUUAGAAAUCUGCUGCUUUCUAUUGAAGCAAUUCUACUAUUACCAGGGUACUAUUAAAUCUAAAAUUGUAUUUGAUAUCUUUCUAUAGAGUUUCGUAAAAGCGUUAUUUUCUUACGAUCCAAGAGGUGAUGAACUUAUCCCAUGUCAACAAGCAGGCUUGGCGUUCCAGGUUGGCGAUGUAUUGGAGAUAGUUUCAAAAACAGACUUCAACUGGUGGCAG
Molecule: messenger RNA, 1681 nt
Organism: Paramuricea clavata
Lineage: Eukaryota; Metazoa; Cnidaria; Anthozoa; Malacalcyonacea; Plexauridae
Source: the annotation of a GenBank genome assembly